CUCCCGGUGGUGACGCUGCCGUAGCCCCGCCCUUUCCCCCGGGCGGGGCUCGUGUUGCAGCAGAACAUCCUCAGCAGCAAUCGAGGACCGGCAUCAGAGGGUCCAGGACCAGAACCGAGACCCGAAGCACCGAGACCCGAAGCACCGACCAGCAGAAUGUUUGGAGGCCCAUCAAUGCAGAUCCAGAAGGCCCGGGACCGAGUUGGCGGUCUGGGCUCGGUCCAGCAGGCCGUCCGGUCCAUGAACCAGGACUUCCAGGCCCUGAAGGAGGAGUGUCUGCAGAAUGGGUCCCUCUUCGAGGAUCCCAUGUUCCCCGCAGAACCGGCCUCUCUGGGCUUCAAAGAACUCGGACCUUUUACUGCCAAAACCAGAGGAGUGGAGUGGACGAGACCCACUGAGAUGACAGCGGACCCUCAGUUCAUUGUGGGCGGAGCCACUCGGACUGACAUCUGUCAGGGAGCUCUGGGUGACUGCUGGCUCCUGGCUGCGAUUGGUUCUCUGACUCUGAACGAACACCUGCUCCAUCGUGUUGUUCCUCACGGUCAGAGCUUCACCAACCAGUACACUGGCAUCUUCCACUUCCAGUUCUGGCAGUUUGGUGAGUGGGUGGAUGUGGUGAUCGAUGACCGGCUGCCGGUUAAAGAUGGAGAACUGAUGUUCGUCCACUCGGCUGAAGGCUCAGAGUUCUGGAGCGCCCUGCUGGAGAAGGCCUACGCCAAGCUGAACGGCUCCUAUGAAGCUCUGUCCGGAGGCUCCACCACCGAGGCAUUCGAGGACUUCACCGGCGGUGUGUCGGAGAUGUACGAGCUGAAGAACCCUCCCAGAGACCUCCACCGGAUCAUCCAGAAGGCUCUGCAGAGAGGAUCGCUGCUGGGAUGCUCCAUCGACAUCAGCAGUGCCUUCGACAUGGAGGCGGUGACCUUUAAGAAGCUGGUGAAAGGACACGCCUACUCAGUGACGGGCCUUAGACAGGUGGACUACCACGGCCGGGCGGAGCGUCUGAUCCGGAUCAGGAACCCGUGGGGCCAGGUGGAGUGGACCGGAGCCUGGAGCGAUAACUCCUCAGAGUGGAACGCUGUGGACUCUGCAGAGAAGGACGAGAUGCUGUGUAAGAUGGAGGACGGGGAGUUCUGGAUGUCCUUCCAGGAGUUCCUGCAUCAGUUCUCGCGGCUGGAGAUCUGUAACCUGACCCCGGACGCCCUGAGCCUGGACCACACCAGCUUCUGGACCACCACCAUGUUCGAGGGCAGCUGGAGGCGGGGCAGCACAGCCGGGGGCUGCAGGAACCACCCCAACACCUUCUGGAUCAACCCCCAGUAUAAGAUCUGCCUGCUGGAGAAGGAUGACGACCCCGAGGACGACGAGGCGUCCUGCAGCUUCCUGGUGGCUCUGAUGCAGAAGGACCGUCGCCGCUACCGUCGCCACGGACACGACAUGCACACCAUCGGAUUCGCCAUCUAUGAGAUUCCUGCUGAGUUCCGCGGUUCUCCCAGCGUCCACCUGAAGAAGGACUUCUUCCUGCGCCACUCGUCCUGCGCUCGGUCCGAGACCUUCAUCAACCUGCGAGAGGUGAGCGCCAGGCUCCGCCUCCCGCCCGGAGAGUACCUGAUCGUCCCGUCCACCUUCGAGCCCUCCAAGGAGGCCGACUUCGUCCUGAGGGUCUUCACCGAGAAGCAGUCGGAGACCGAGGAGAUGGAUGACUGCGUGGUGGCCAACCUGGACCAAGACGAGUACAUCUCAGAGAGCGACAUCGACGACUCCUUCAGGUCCAUGUUCUCCCAGCUAUCUGGAGACGACAUGGAGAUCUCAGUGAGAGAGCUGAGGACCAUCCUCAACAGAGUCGUCUCCAAACACAGAGACCUUCAGACGGAUGGUUUCAGUAUGGAGUCCUGCAGAAUGAUGGUCAGCCUCAUGGACAAAGACGGCAGCGCUCGACUCGGUCUGCUGGAGUUCCAUAUCCUCUGGAACAAGAUCAGGAAGUGGCUGGGAAUCUUCCGGGAGUUCGAUCUGGAUAAAUCCAGCUGCAUGAACUCCUACGAGAUGCGGCUGGCGUUGGAAAACGGCGGCCUCAAGCUUAACAGCAAACUGUACCAGAUGCUGGUGGCCCGAUACGCCGACAACGAGAUCAUCGACUUCGACAACUUCACCUGCUGCCUGGCCAAGCUGGAGGCCAUGUUCAAGGCCUUUCAGGAGCUGGACAAAGAUGCGACGGGAUCGGUGGAGAUGAACAUCGGAGAGUGGCUCUGUAUGACGAUGUGUGGUUGAACCAGUGAAGCUUCAAAGAUUGUCAACAGAACUGACGACCGACCUGCUGUUCCUCCUGCUGCAGUCCUACUACAGUACUACUACCAUAGUACUACUACUACUACAGUACUAGUACCAUACUACUACUACAGUACUACUACAGUACUAGUACCAUAGUACUGCUGCAGUACUACUACAGCUCUAGUACCAUAGUACUACUGCAGCACUACUACCAUAGUACUACUACCACAGUAUUACUACAGUACUACUACAGUACUACUACUGUACUAAUACAGUACUAGUACCAUAGUACUACUACACUACUAGUACUACAGUACUACCAUAGUACUACCAUAGUACCAUAGUAUUACCAUAGUACUGGAGUACAACCAUAGUAGUUAGUACUACUAUUGUUGGACUCCUGGUUGGACUCCAGUACUGAAGUACAGUAGUACUGUAGUAUUACUGUACUUCAGUCUUCCAGCUGCUCUGCUCCAGAACUGUAACCAUAGUAACCCUGUAUAAUCCUAUAUUCUACUGAGUACUUCCUCACAUUUACUGCAUGUUCCAGAAGUGCUGCUGUGUACAAGCACUCACAUAUAACUCCCAUAGUACUGAUAGAACCACUGAUAGAAUCACUGACGGAACCACUGACGAACCACUGACGGAACCACUGAUGGAACCUUCUGGAGCUGAACUCACCACUGUGCUUGUCUUCCGAUGAGCUUUAUUGAUUCUAUUGAGUAUUGAUUCUAUUAAUUAUUGAUUCUAUUAAUUAUUGAUUUUAUUGAUUAUUGGUUACUGAUUAUUAAUUAAUGAUUACUGAUUAUUGGUUACUGAUUAUUGGUUACUGAUUAUUGAUUACUGAUUGUUGGUUACUGAUUGGUAAAAGUGAAGCUGCUUUCAGUUCUGGUUUCAGGUUCUAGUUCUACAUCCGACCCGCUGAGGUCCACUUAAUCCUUUACUUUAGUAAUCUAUUACUAUUGAUAGUAUCCAAGUACUGAAGCUGCUGAUUGAUGAUGUUUGAGCUCAUUAAAGGAAAAAAAAUGA
Amphiprion ocellaris (clown anemonefish) is the source of this 3294-nucleotide messenger RNA. Its product is annotated as calpain-1 catalytic subunit-like. The transcript is spliced from 22 exons. Gene Ontology annotation, biological process: proteolysis. Bases 157 to 2265 code for a protein of 702 amino acids. NCBI's taxonomy places the organism in Eukaryota, Metazoa, Chordata, Actinopteri, Pomacentridae. Gene Ontology annotation, cellular component: cytoplasm. The record is from RefSeq and is a predicted model, not a curated record. Gene Ontology annotation, molecular function: calcium ion binding; calcium-dependent cysteine-type endopeptidase activity.